AUGCGGAGGGACAUGGGGGACGCGUGGAGGGAUACGCAGCAUGACAUGGGAGAUGUGGAGGGACAUGGGGACACGUGGAGUGAUACGCGGUGUGACAUGGGGACACAGGGGUACAUGGGGAACACACGUAGGGACACGCAGAGCGACAUGGGGGACACGCAGAGGGACAGCGUGGUCAACUGCCCCAUCUGCAAACAGCAGUGUGACCUGAAGGACAUCGUGGAGAACUACUUCCUGAGGGACAGCAAGGCCGAGGAUGCUGCCGCCAGCCAGGAAUCCAGCCAGUGUUGCACCAGCUGCGAGGACAACGCCUUGGCCACCAGCUACUGUGUGGAGUGCUCGGAGCCGCUCUGUGAGACCUGCGUGGAAGCCCACCAGAGGGUCAAAUACACCAAGGACCACACGGUCCGGGCCACAGGGAAGGAGAGGGAACGUGCUGUGUACUGCUCCAUACACAAGCACGAACCGCUGGUGCUCUUCUGCAACACGUGCGACACGCUCACCUGCCGCGACUGCCAGCUCAAUGUGCACAAGGACCACCAGUACCAGUUCCUGGAGGACGCGGUGAGGAACCAACGCAAGAUGCUGUCGACGCUGGUCAAGCGCUUGAGCGACAAACACGCCAGCCUGCAGCGCUCCACCAAGGAAGUGCGCAGCUUCAUCCGCCAGGUGACGGACGGGCAGCAGCGGGUGCAGGUGGACGUGAAGAUGGCCAUUCUCCAGAUCAUGAAGGAACUCAACAAACGGGGCAAAGUGCUGGUCAACGACGCCCAGAAGCUGACGGUGGGGCAGCAGGAGAAACUGGAACGGCAGCAUUGGGCCAUGACCAAGUUACAACGACACCAAGAGCACAUCCUCCGCUUCACCUCCUGGGCUCUGGAGAGCGACAACACCACCGCUCUGCUGCUCUCCAAGAAGCUGAUCUCCUUCCAGCUCCAUCGCGCCCUCAAGAUGAUUGUGGACCCCGUGGAGCCGCAGGGUGACAUGAAAUUCCAGUGGGACCCCAAUGCCUGGACUAAGAGCGCUGAGACCUUCGGUACCAUCAUAUCGGAGCCGAGUCUCCCCCCGCCGUCCCUCAGCCCCCAGUUGCCGGUCGCCAGUCCCCGUGGCCCCAGUCCCACCACGGGCUCCUCACAGGUACUUUUGGGGGGACAACACACCCCUGGUCCCCUCCUGCUGUCCCCUCUGGGACCCCAAAUUAGGGCUGAGGAAGGACAGGGGACCCCCAACGUCGCACAGAGCGGUGUGGGGGGGUUGGGGAUGCCCACCCUGCCUCGCUUUCCCCUGGGGGGCGAAGGACAAGGUUGUCCCAACUUGUCCCCUCCCCACCUUCACCCCCAGACGGCCGAGAGCCCCGGGGACGCGGUGACGGCAGGCGCUGAGCUCGCAGCCAACGGCCCCCCCGAAGCCGCUGUCACAGGAGUGAAGAGGAAAAAACACAUUAAUGCUCCCGAAGAGGAGGAGAAGUUUGUUAAGAAGCUGCUCGUUAAGCGCCGCCGCCCCCCCGGGGGACCAGUGAAUAGCCUCCUCUGCAAAGUGCCGCGGGUCAGCCUGGAGCGACUGGAUUUGGAUCUUUCGGGGGCGACACAGCCUCCCGUCUUCCGCGUCUUCCCCGGCACAUCAGCCGAGGACUUCAGCCUCAUCGUCAUCGAGCGGGGGACGCAGCCCCCCGAGUGGAGAUGUCUGCUGUGCCAGGACCUUCCCUCGUCCAGCGAGGACCUCGCCGAUGGCUUCAAGGAGGGAUCACCCCAAAAACUCCACCCCACGGAGCAGCGGAAAUGUGAGUACGUGCUGCUGGAGCUGCUGUGCCACGAGCCCUGCCGGCCCCUCCACCGCCUUUCCAGCUCUCCGGACGGGCAGGACGCCAUCGACCUGACACUCAUCCGGAAAUAA
Molecule: messenger RNA, 1893 nt
Organism: Charadrius vociferus (killdeer)
Lineage: Eukaryota; Metazoa; Chordata; Aves; Charadriiformes; Charadriidae
Gene: TRIM28
Product: tripartite motif containing 28
Exons: 17
Coding region: 1-1893 (630 amino acids)
Molecular function (GO): zinc ion binding
Source: RefSeq, a predicted model, not a curated record